UUUUUUUUUUUAAAGAUGAUAGUUGUCCUUAUUUGUGAUUCGGUUUUAAGGAAUUAAAAAUAAACAGAAUAGAAAUAUCUCCCAAUAUGGGUUUAAUUUAUUGAAAUAUUAUAUGAAUUAAAAAACGAUCUAAAAGAAACUCCUAUUUUAAAAUGCCAAAUUUCGUUGAGGUCCCCGUGAAUUGUAAAAUGAACUGCUACAUUAACUACAGUUCCCAUGUUCAAGCUAUGAUGUCAAGUUGACACGCUUUCAUAUCCGGAAGGUCACAAGCAUGGCUUCUCGGAGGUGACUGUUGGUGCACACUACUUGUGAAUGCAAUGUUGUUGUCAGGUUUUUUCGUUCAGUAUUUAAAUUAAGUCAAGUGGUAUUUUGUGAUUUACCGUGAGCGCUCACAGCACAGAAAUGCUUAAUUGAACUCUCCGAUAGUUUCUGGUCAGGAAAUUGGCCAGCUAAAUAGCACAAACUGGCUAGCUAGCUACGCGGUGCUGCAAGGGCAAUUGAAACAAAGUUAGCUUGCAAGCUAGCUGCAGUAUCUCCUGUGUUAGUUCAUUCUCAUAGUAAAUCUCUUUUAUGCAUUAUUGCAUUAUGCUGCGAAGUCUUGUUGCAUUGCAUUGUCGGAUCGGCCAAACAGUUCUGCCCCGUCAACGACAUCAUAUUCAGCGACACCAGAGUCUGAUCCCCUACCUGCAGAAUGCAAAAUGCUCUGGCUCGGCAAUAACAGAGCGGAGGAAAUUCUACAAAGAUGUCAGUAUUUCUCAAGGCGAAGGUGGCUUGUAUGAGAUCAGUCUAGACCGGCGGAAGCUGAAAACCCCAGGAGGCAAACUCUUCACUGUACCAAAUGAAGCCCUUGCAAUAGCUGUGGCAACAGAGUGGGAUGCUCAAAAGGAUACACUCAAGUUCUACACCAUGCACUUGACAACUCUGUGUAACACAGCCUUGGACAACCCUACCCAUCGUGACAAAGACCAGAUGAUCACAGCAGCCCUGAAGUUCCUGGAGACAGACACUAUAUGCUACAGAGUUGAGGAACCUUCAUCCCUGGUUGAGCUUCAGAAACAUGAAUGGGACCCAGCCAUGGAGUGGAUUGAGAAGCGCUAUAAUGUAGUUAUUGGUUCAUCGUCAAAUAUAUUGGGUCCAGAAAUCCCACAGGAGACGAACGACACUUUCCGUCAGCAUCUCAGCUCCUAUAACUUCUGGGCAUUGACAGGCCUGGAAUAUGUGAUCACCCAGCUGAAGUCUGUAAUCUUAUCCUUUGGGUUGAUUGACCGACACCUGACAGUGGAGCAGGCAGUACUCCUGUCACGCUUGGAAGAGGAGUAUCAGUUCCCCUCUGCUCCACAGAUCCAGUACUGGGGCAAUGUGGAAUGGGCGCACGAUUAUGACAUGUAUGAGCUGCGAGCGCGCACGGCUGCCGGCGCGCUGUUCGUCCACUUGGCUUCUGAGAGCUCCACAGUCAAACGCAAACUCCUACAGGACUGAGCUUCCCCAUGCUUUGCUGUGGGUUGAAAUACAAACAGAACUGUAAUGGCAGAUAUUGUAAAUAAAGUGAGUUGGUUCAAAAAGUGA
Clupea harengus (Atlantic herring) is the source of this 1566-nucleotide messenger RNA. It is a transcript of the gene atpaf2, whose product is annotated as ATP synthase mitochondrial F1 complex assembly factor 2. The record is from RefSeq and is a predicted model, not a curated record. Lineage: Eukaryota; Metazoa; Chordata; Actinopteri; Clupeiformes; Clupeidae. Gene Ontology annotation, biological process: mitochondrial proton-transporting ATP synthase complex assembly. Gene Ontology annotation, cellular component: mitochondrion.